Molecule: messenger RNA, 1774 nt
Organism: Carassius carassius (crucian carp)
Lineage: Eukaryota; Metazoa; Chordata; Actinopteri; Cypriniformes; Cyprinidae
Product: ADP-dependent glucokinase-like
Exons: 6
Coding region: 74-1522 (482 amino acids)
Biological process (GO): glucose metabolic process
Cellular component (GO): endoplasmic reticulum
Molecular function (GO): ADP-specific glucokinase activity
Source: RefSeq, a predicted model, not a curated record
ACAUCCGCCCCUGAUUCAUCAGCACUACUCGCUCAGGAAGAAAGAGAGGCAGGACUGUGUUCAUACAUCUGCAAUGGCCAUUGAGCUGCGCUCUGGUGUCAAAUAUGGCCCGUUUUUGUCACUUGCAGUGGUGUUGGUGGCGUAUUGGUUCCGCUCACCGGACACCUCGGUUCUGAACGAGAGGCUGGACGCGGUUCUGUCGUCACUGCUGCGCGCAGAGCGGAAAGUAGGCAUCGACAGCGUUUCCAGACCGCGAGUGGCUAUAGGUUUUGGUGGCUGUGUGGAUAUCAUAGUCGAUGGAGUGACUCUGCUGAACAAAAUGGGUUUAAAGCCGACAGACCAGCCCCUCCACCACGACUACAUCGAGAACACGGAGCAGCUUGCACAGAGUUUCGCUUACUUUUUCUCCCCCGGAGCUGCUUCAGAGAGGUUUGUGAUAAAUGACACGCUCUUCAGUGAGCUGGUAGAGGCUUCUCGAGAGUUACCAGGAAACAGGUGGUCGAUCGGAGGAAAUGCACCUGUAAUGGCCAGCAGGAUGGCACUGGAAGGAUGUGAUGUGCUUUUAGGGGGCAGUUUCAGCACCGAUUUCACUGAUAUCCUCUCACAGCAUAUCACAGUGGCUGGAAACACAGUGGAUGAACCAGACAUCCACCUGAUCCUGGAGUAUCCCACAGGUGCCACAUGGGGGACGUACACCUCCCGAAGAGCCAACAGGUAUAUUGUUCAUAGUGAUGAUCAUAAUCCAUAUCUGGACUCCAUGGAGCAAUUUCAGGAGAAGCUGAACAACUUCAAACCAGAUCUGCUCGUUGUAGGAGGGCUACAGAUGAUGGACAACUUCCCUUUCAAACAGGGAGAGCGUGAGGCUCUGUUGGGAAAGCUUGCGAAGAUGUUGUCCUCUGCGUCCCCACAGACCGCUAUCCAUUUCGAGAUGGCCAGCUUCGUAGACGAGAGUCUGAUGUUGGAUCUUUUAGACUUUGUUCUUCCUCACACUGACUCGUUGGGCAUGAACGAGCAAGAGUUGCCCAAUCUCCUGAGCCUUUUCCGCGGAAGCAACUUGACAGUUCUUUCUGAUCCCAACCCACGUGUAGCUACAGUGCUGGACCAGAUGCGAGAACUCUACCGCCUGGUAAACCAGCGCCACCAGCAGGCCGGCACGGGUCGGCCGCUCACACGUCUUCACGUCCACACCCUGGCUUUCCAGGCCAUCAUUGUCAAACAUGGCUCCAAGUGGAAGAACACAAUGUCGGCCACAGCCAAAGCAUCUCUGACCGCCAACCGGCACGUCUGCGGCUCGCCAGACAUCGAUCUCAGUAAAGCGCGGCUGAUCAUGGACGAAUCAUUCUCUGUUAGCAGGCAAGAAGGAAGUCCGAGAAUUCCACUUCAGGAAUCCCGACCCGUUUCGUGCUGGGAUGAGGACGGUUAUGAGGUUUGCGUGGCUCCUGUGCUGGUGUGCACUGAGGUGUACCAGACUGCUGGAGGAGGAGACAACAUCUCUGCCGCUGGGCUCGUACUGCAGAUAUGAGACGUCUUUGUUUUUCCUUUCUUUUCUUUUAUUGCUUUAUUUUAUUAUUUUGUGUGAACAACAUCGUGAGCGAUCGUGUGCAAUACAAACAUUGGGUCCAGCUAAUAUAAAGUUGGGUGAAUCUCACAAAACGUGUCAACAACAUCCACAUCUUAUUUCACCCUUAAAUCAACAGAAACUGAUUUAGCUUUUAUGAUUUUUUAAUUAUUAUGUUUAUUAUUUUUAAAAUAUUAUUUUCUGAACAGUUAAGCA